AUGCCGCCGGCCCGGCUCCCGCUGUGCUGGCUGCCGCUGCUGCUCGCGGGGCUGCUGCCGCCGGCGCCCGCACAGAGGUUCUCCGCGCUCACGUUUUUACGCGUCGAUCAGGACAAGGACAAGGACUGCAGCCUGGAUUGCGGGGGCUCCCCCCAGAAGCCGGUCUGUGCGUCCGACGGGAGGACCUUCCUGUCCCGCUGCGAGUUCCAGCGCGCCAAGUGCAAGGACCCGCAGCUGGAGAUCGCGUACCGGGGCAACUGCAAAGACGUGUCCCGGUGUGUGGCCGAGCGGAAGUACACACAGGAGCAGGCGAGGAAGGAGUUCCAGCAGGUGUUCAUCCCGGAGUGCAGCGAGGACGGCACCUACAGCCAGGUCCAGUGUCACAGCUACACGGGAUACUGCUGGUGCGUGACACCCAACGGGAGGCCCAUUAGCGGCACCGCCGUGGCCCACAAGACGCCGCGCUGCCCGGGUUCCACAAAUGAAAAGUUACCUCAGCGGGAAGGCACGGGGAAGACAGAUGAUGCCUCAGCCCCCGCGCUGGACACGCAGCCCCAAGGCGACGAAGAAGAUAUCGCCUCGCGCUACCCGACGCUGUGGACAGAACAGGUUAAAAGCCGGCAGAACAAGACCAAGCACUCAGCGUCCUCGUGCGACCAGGAGCAGCAGUCGGCGCUGGAGGAGGCGCGGCAGCCGCGCAGCGAGGACGUGGUGGUGCCCGAGUGCGCGCGCGGCGGCCUCUACAAGCCGGUGCAGUGCCACCCGAGCACCGGCUACUGCUGGUGCGUGCUGGUGGACACGGGCCGGCCCAUCCCCGGCACCUCCACCAGGUACGAGCAGCCGAAAUGCGACCACACGGCCAGGGCGCACCCCACCAAAGCCCGGGACCUCCACCGGGGCCGGCCGCUGCAGGGCUGUCCUGGUGCCAAGAAGAAUGAAUUCCUCACGAGCGUGCUGGACGCCCUGUCCACCGACAUGGUGCACGCCGUCUCCGACCCCUCCUCCCCCGGCAGGCUGUCCGAGCCCGACCCCAGCCACACGCUGGAGGAGAGGGUGGUGCACUGGUACUUCAAGCUGCUGGACAAGAACGCCAGCGGGGACGUGGGCAAGAAGGAGCUGAAGCCCUUCAAGCGGUUCCUGCGGAAGAAGUCCAAGCCCAAGAAGUGCGUGAAGAAGUUUGUGGAGUACUGCGACCUCAACAACGACAAGGCCCUGGCCCUGCCCGAGCUGAUGGGCUGCCUGGGCGUGACCAAGGAGGAGCGCAGGCCGGGCGGCAGGAAGCGGCACACCCCCAAAGGCACCACAGAGAGCACUUCCAAUCGACAGCCCAGGAACCGAGGAUGA
This is a messenger RNA of Pipistrellus nathusii (Nathusius's pipistrelle), 1344 nucleotides long. The record is from the annotation of a GenBank genome assembly. NCBI's taxonomy places the organism in Eukaryota, Metazoa, Chordata, Mammalia, Chiroptera, Vespertilionidae.